AUGCCGCGAGCCACUCAUCUCUCGGAUUCGGAGCGAGCUCAGAUCGACGCGAUCAAAACGGCUGGAUGGUCGAAUCGGCGCAUCGCAGCUAGGUUAGGACGGUCUUUCAAUUGUAUUAACACGUUUGUUAACAAUCCGGACCACUACGAGACCAACAAGAAGAGCGGAGCUCCGAAAAAAUUGACGGAUCGAGACACGAGAAGCAUCAUCAGACUGGCAUCCAAUUCGAUGAAGAGCUGUAACGACAUAAAGAAUGAGCUGAAACUGGAUUUGUUAAAUUCCAUGCCAAACCGCUUGUUUUCUAUUAUUUCCACUGGUGGAAAGCCCACAAAGUAUUGA
Caenorhabditis briggsae is the source of this 339-nucleotide messenger RNA. Lineage: Eukaryota; Metazoa; Nematoda; Chromadorea; Rhabditida; Rhabditidae. The transcript is spliced from 2 exons. Gene Ontology annotation, molecular function: DNA binding. The record is from RefSeq and is a predicted model, not a curated record. The coding region runs from base 1 to 339 and encodes 112 amino acids.